Messenger RNA from Beta vulgaris subsp. vulgaris (sugar beet), 1999 nucleotides. RefSeq names its product 3-ketoacyl-CoA synthase 17. Bases 128 to 1612 code for a protein of 494 amino acids. The record is from RefSeq and is a predicted model, not a curated record. Gene Ontology annotation, biological process: fatty acid biosynthetic process. NCBI's taxonomy places the organism in Eukaryota, Viridiplantae, Streptophyta, Magnoliopsida, Caryophyllales, Amaranthaceae. Gene Ontology annotation, molecular function: acyltransferase activity, transferring groups other than amino-acyl groups. The transcript has a single exon. Gene Ontology annotation, cellular component: membrane.
CUGACCAUUAAUCGCCGUCUCCAUAUCCCCCAACUGUAAAAAAAAAGAAAAGAAAGGCCACAAUCAAUCAAGACAUCUGCUUAUUCAUCGCAGACUCGCACUUAUUGCACGGCUUCCCAACCUCUGCAUGCAUGACGAUUUCAACGCCCCCAACUUCCUUUCACAAUAUAAAAACUCAACCACUUCUUGUUUUCUCUCCUACCAUCUAAGAUCAAACCCAAGAAUAAAAAAAAUGAAGAUAUCUCUCACUUAUACUCAAAUAUUUCUUCAAGCCUCAUUUUCAGCUCUCCUACUUCUCUCGCACAUUCCUCCAUUAUCAAUUCUCUUCCUCUCUUUUUCUCUCCUCUUGUUCUAUUCCAUUUACUAUUACUUCCUUAAACCUUACCCUAUUCUUCUCUUAGACUACUCUUGCUUAAAACCUCCUACUAAUCGAAAGAUUAAUCUCGAACUUUCCGAAUAUUUCGUACGUAAAACUGGUCGUUUUUCUGAUAGGAGCAUAAACUUUAUGCGUAAUAUUUACCUUAAAUCUGGUUUAGGAGAAGAAACUUACGCUCCACCAUUUAUUUUCCAAGGUCAUAAUGAAGCAACUUUGGAUUCUGCAUUGUUAGAAGCUAAAGAGGGUAUGUUUUCAACCGUUGAUUCUCUUCUUUUGACGGCUAAGAUUAACCCUAGUACGGAUAUUGAUAUUGUUAUUGUAACUUGUGGUAGUUUUUCUCCUUCACCUUCCCUCUCUUCAUUAUUGGUUAAUCAUUAUGAGAUGGGUCCCACUGUUAAAACGUUUAAUCUUAGUGGGAUGGGUUGCGGUAGUGGGGUUAUCUCUAUUGAUAUGGCUGCCCACAUGUUACGUGCCUCAGGAAGAAAAGUCCAAAAUGCCCUUAUUGUGAUUACAGAGAAUAUUAGUCUUAAUUGGUAUUUUGGUGAAGACAGAUCCAUGUUGGUUACUAAUUGUAUUUUUCGAGUAGGGUGCGCGGCGGCGAUUGUAACAAACGAUCCGAAUCGCCGCCGCGACGCUAAAUUCCAAUUAGUUCACUCUUUAAGGACCCAUCAUGGGUCCGAUGAUAGCUCAUACAAGGCUGCAUUUCAAGAGGAGGAUGAAGAGGGUAAUACAGGAGUUUCACUUACUAAAGACUUGAUUAGAGUUGCAGGCCAAAAUUUACGAGCACAUUUAACAACUCUAGCCCCACGAGUUCUACCACUGAGUCAACUCGUUCAGUACGUGAAAUCUGUGGUAUUAUCUGUGUUAACACAAGGUGAGUCGAAGACAAUGGUUCCAGACUUUACAACAGCAUUUGAGCAUAUUUGUAUUCAUACAGGUGGGAAGGCAGUAAUUGAACAAGUUGGGAAAAUAUUGAGGUUCAGUGAUUCAGUCAUUGAGCCAGCUCGGAUGACUCUUCAUCGAUUUGGGAACACAUCAAGUAGCCUAGUGUUUUAUGAAUUGAGUUAUUUUGAGGCUAAAAAAAGGAUUAAAAAAGGGGAUAGAGUUUGGAUGUUGGCUUUUGGGACUGGAUUUAAAAUUGGUAGUUUGGUUUGGAAGGCGUUACAGGAUUCACAAAAUGAUAUUGAUAAUCCAUGGAAUGAUUGCAUUCAUAGGUACCCACUUCAGUCCUCGUAAAUUACAUCAAAACGGUUGUAGGAAAUUCUUUCCAUAUAAGAUACAAGUGUAUAAGCUAAGCUUUAACACUUCUGUGAAAUAAUUGUAAGCAAUUGUUUUAUAAAUUUUAUUUCAUAAGGUUAAAUAGAACAUCUUAUUAUGUAAGUCAAGGUCAAUAGUUACUUUUAUGUAUGGUCGAACUAGCUAAAUUGUUAGGUCUUUGGUUUAAUUAGUUUUUUUUUUUUUCAAAAUCAUAUAAGCUAGUUCAUGUACCAAACUAAAUGAAUUUAUAGGGCACGGUACAUGACUAACUUAUAGUGAAGCAAGUAUAGUGUGAAUUCUUUUUUUCUAUUGGGUGUUUUAGAUUUGGAAGGAAAGAAAACAAAAAUUAAGGAUUGUUGUCAACAA